Naegleria gruberi is the source of this 1623-nucleotide messenger RNA. RefSeq lists its product as uncharacterized. The record is from RefSeq and is a predicted model, not a curated record. The transcript has a single exon. NCBI's taxonomy places the organism in Eukaryota, Heterolobosea, Eutetramitea, Acrasida, Naegleriidae. The coding region runs from base 1 to 1623 and encodes 540 amino acids.
AUGAAAGUCUCAUUAUCCAACAACAACAACAACAAGGCUUCCUCUUCUACAAGCACUUCAAGUAAUGCCUCUUGUUAUAGCUGUGGGAAUGUUAAUUCAAUUAAUAAUAGACACACCACAAGCCAUUCAACAAAUUCUCUCAAUCCCAUUCAAACUACUACUGCUCCACAAACAGUGUGUUGUGCAAAAUUGGUUUCUCCUGUUGUUGAUGCAUCAUCUUUAUUGACAAGCAAUAACAAGCAAUCCUCACAAACUACCAACACUACAUCAACAAUAGAUAUUGCUGCUCGUAAGGAGGAUAAUAGUGAUAGGGCCAUUGCUGGUAUUCUUGGUUCUACUAAUAAUAAUCAAAAGAAUCAACAACCAACACUUUACUAUUCCGUAUUUAAAUUACAUGAAAGUGUCGACUCUCCAACCACAAAUAUGUUACUAGAGAAUGGAAAAUUGUUGUAUUCACCAACAACAGCAACAAGUAUUGUGAUUAAAUCCUCGUUUUCAACAAUGACUAGUAAUAUUACUAGUAAUAAUAAUAAUACUAACAACAAACCUUGUAAUAAUAAUAAUAGUAAUAUUAAUAAUAGUAAUUCUAUUAAACAAAGAAGAAUGAAUGAUUCUACUUGUAGUGAAUCAAACCUUAAAAUUGUACAACAACGUUCAACUAGUAAUAGUUCUUCUGACGAAGAUGAUACAACAGCACUCUCGGGAGAUUCUAAUUACUUUGACCCUUGUAAUGAGGAAGACUUGGAAUCGGAAGAAACCUCUGAUAAUUCUGAUGAAGAAGAGGAAGACGAAGAGGAUGAAGAGGAAGAUGAAGAAGAGGAAGACGAUGAAGCCGAGGAAGAUGAUGACGAUGACUAUUUCGAUGCUGGUUCCGAAGAUGAUGAGCAAGACGAAGAGGAUGAAGAAAACUCAAAUCAAUUCUGGUUUGGUAUUGAGGAACCGUGUCAUGUCUCUCGAGUCCUUCAAUUAUAUUGUAAUUUCUUUAGAUUGAAUGCUGGAAGAGGAGCAAAUAGUAGACUUCCUAUUCAAUUUAUUGGUAAAAUAUGCAGAGCUAUAAUGAGUAAUGAUUUAUUUAAUAUUGACAAUUCUGUUCGAACAUUUGAUAUUGUUGAUAUUUAUGAAAGGACAUCUAAUUUACAGUAUGGAGCUGUUCAUCGAAAAUUAAAAACAGUAUAUGUGGAAACACAUUAUGAUAAUGAAGGAUUACCUAGGAAGUUUAGAAAGAGAAAGUCAGAAGAUUUUCCAGAUAAAUCUGAAUACCUAAAAUCUAGUUGGCUUUACUCGUUUCCAAUAUAUGGAACCUCUGAAGAAUAUCAUUAUGAAAGUUCCCUUGUAGAUAAAAGCGAAGAGAUUGGAUAUGCAGACUUGCUUAAUAGAAGUCUCCAAAAGUUUAAUUGUAAAUGUAAAGAAAUUGCAGGCAGUCCGAAUGACAGUCAAUUCAUGUAUACACCAUGUCAACAAGAUGAUGACGAUGAUGAUUGUGAUUCAGAUUCUGAUAAUUCCGACUAUGAAGGAGAAGAUAGCUCCAUACCUAAUUAUAUGAAAGAUUUAAUUCCACAUUUAUCAGGGCGUGGGUAUUUGGAUACUGAUAUUUGUUAUGGUUACUUUGAAGAUGAUAAGUGA